GGUUAGUGGGAAGUCCAUUGGAUGCAGCGUAUGCAGUCAGAUUAGUGCACAUGGCAGUAAACUUUUAAUUUCUAGUUUCAUCUCUGUUUCAGGAGCUUUGAGAUUGCAGGUAAUUACUAAAAUUAGUUUUUGGAGAAAAUUCAGGAACUGGGUCAUCGUCUUUAUCGUCAAAAUUUAAAAUUGUUAUGAGCAUCUUCUUCAUCUUGUUCGUCAGUGGGUUUGGUGAGUGGUGGUGGAUAAUCCGAAGGAUUAAAGAGAAGUGGGGGGAGCCUGCAAUAUGCAAGUGCUUGUUAAAUAGUUUUAUACUUUUUAAACCCUUGAUUUGAAAGAUUCUGAUUCUGAUGGAUACUUUUUGUAUUUGUAUAUAAUUCCGCUUACCCAAAUUAAAUAAUCAUGUCAAGUAUUCAAAGAUUUAUUCUUUAAUCUCAUCAAUGCCAUUAGUUUUCUUUUCACCCACACAUCACAUAAUUAAGCGAAGCGAGCGAGAAAGCUCUGUUUUUCAUUUGCUUCUCAUUUUUCUGUGUUUGUUUGUUUUUUUUUUUUUUUUUGUUUGUUUGAGAGAGUGUGCAAUUGCAAGUUGACUUUACAGCGAGAAUUCCAAAGCCGGACGCAAAGUGUUUGUGGGGUCAUACUCGAAAUUCGACGGGAGAAUCUUUAGCAUUAGAAUCAUACUGAAUAAAAGCAGUUACAAAGGGAGGGGGCCGGAGAGAGGCAUUAUUGGGAGAAGAACUUUGCUGAUUUUCUUCUGGUUUAGGCUGUAAAAAGCUCUCUCAGGAGAUCAUUCUUCACUUCUGUUUCUGUACCAGACCUCUCUCUCAUGUUCCUAUUCUUCAGACACUUCUUCUUCCUGCUCAUUUCAGGAACAGUGCAGAAAUAAUUAUAACUACCCACUUGGGAAUCUCUUCGAAUCUUUCAAAUUUGUUGGUUCUUCCUAAACCUGGACUGAAAUUUCUUCUUCUGGGGUUGUAUCUGAUACUGGAUCGGUUUAGGCUAUAUCUGAUUCAGUGGUAAGAAGUUCUAAGCAUCUUGGGGUUUUCUGGGGAGUUUUCUUUUAUGGAUGAUGGUAUGUUAUCACCAGCUACAAUGCUGGAUGCUCCAGCUGACACUGCCAUGGAUUUGGACUACAUGGAUGGGCUGCUUUUGGAUGGAUGCUGGUUAGAAACAGCAGAUGGUACUGAGUUUCUUCAUACUAGUCCCUCAAGUUUUGGUGUCAACUUAGACCCUUUAAUUGGAUGGCCUGCUACAGAGAUGAAUGGUGAUUUUAACAUGAUCCAGAUUGCAAGAAAUAAUCAAGAAGAACCUAGGAAAGUCUUGACUGAUGAGAUGUCUUUGGGGAGGAAAAGAAUUGAUAUGGGGCAAGAGGGAUGCUCUGGUCAAUCAGAAAACAAUGGUUUUGAAGGUUCUGAAUUGUGUAGAAGAUUGUGGAUAGGACCUGGGGAACAUCUGGGUUCUGCUGCUUCUGUGAUGGAGAGAUUGAUUAGAGCUGUUGGGUAUAUUAAAGAUUUUGUAAGAGAUAAGGAUGUUCUUGUACAAGUAUGGGUGCCUAUAAAUAGAGGGGGAAGAAAUGUUCUCAUCACAAAUGAUCUGCCAUUUUCUCAGAAUUCCAGCUGCACAAGACUCACUAAAUACCGGGAUGUCUCUGUGAAAUAUGAAUUCACUGCUGAUGAAGAUUCUAAAAAUACUUUGGGAUUGCCUGGUCGAGUCUUCUCAAGAAAGGUUCCAGAGUGGACUCCUGAUGUUCGAUUCUUUAGAAGGGACGAAUACCCGAGAGUCAAUCAUGCUCACGAACACGAUGUACGUGGAACUGUUGCACUUCCUAUUUUUGAACAAGGUAGCAAGAACUGUUUGGGAGUCAUUGAAGUUGUCAUGGUUACCCAGCAGAUCAAAUAUGGUUCAGAACUUGAGAAUGUUUGCAAAGCUCUUGAGGCAGUCAAGCUUAGGAGCUCUGAAGUUAUCGGCCACCCCAAUAAAAAGCAGGCAUUUAACAGGUCCAACGAAGCUGUAUUAUUAGAGAUUCAAAACACUUUGGAAUCUGCUUGUGAAACGCAUGGCUUGCCUUUGGCGCAAACCUGGGCAUCAUGUAUCCAACAAAGUAGAGGGGGUUGCCGGCACUCGGACGAGAACUACAGUUGUUGCGUUUCUACGGUAGACCGGGCUUGCUUUGUUGCUGAUCAACGAAUUCGGGAAUUUCAUGAGGCAUGCUCUGAGCAUCAUUUGCUAAAAGGCGAAGGCAUUGUGGGGAUGGCAUUUAAAUCUAACGAGCCGUGUUUCUCAAGUGAUAUUACAUCCUUUUGUAACACAGAAUAUCCUCUUUCUCACCAUGCCAAGCUAUUUGGAUUACAUGCUGCGGUUGCAAUACGCCUUCGUUGCAUUUAUAUUAGUAAAACCGAUUUUGUAUUGGAGUUCUUCCUGCCUGUAAAUUGUAGAGAUCCUGAAGAGCAGAGAGUGCUACUCACUUCAUUGUCCACAAUUAUACAACGAUCUUGCAGGAGCCUGCGUCUUGUAACAGAUAAGGAGUGUAGGGAGGAAAAUAUGCAACAAUCUUCUCGAUGUUUACAUCUUGUUACAGACGUAAAGCUUGGAGAGGAAAGCAACUUUCCAUUCGGAGAGGCAGGUGUCAAUGCAAAUGGGAGAUCCGUUAUGCUGGAAAUGUCCAAGGUACAAAACCAUCAGUUAGAAACAAGUCAUCCAACAAAUUCAUUGUUAACUUCAUCUGUUCAAAACAUCCAACAACAUAGUGGCUUUGUCUCAUUAUUCCAGGGGAGCAAAACAGCGGAAGUCUUAAGUUCCUCUGGUUACCAGCCUCAUGAAUUUAAUUACGAUCUGAAUGGAGUUGUCGAGGACAGUGAAGAGUGCGCGACUGUAGGUAAUGGUAGCUUUUCUGAUGUAGGUUUGGGAAGAACUGGUGAGAAAAGACGAACCAAGGUGGACAAAACUAUCACCUUACAAGUUCUUCGGCAAUAUUUUGCGGGUAGCUUAAAAGAUGCUGCAAAGAGCAUUGGAGUUUGUCCUACCACAUUGAAAAGGAUAUGUCGGCAACAUGGGAUUAAACGUUGGCCUUCUCGAAAAAUAAAAAAGGUCGGUCACUCGUUGCAGAAACUCCAGCUCGUAAUUGACUCAGUGGAAGGCGCAUCUGGUGCUUUUCAAAUUGGAUCCUUGUAUUCUAAUUUCCAGGAAUUGGCCUCUCCAAAUCUAUCAGGUUCAGGUUCAGGUCCACUUUUAAGUGCAAAAAUUGGAGAUGGCCUGAAAACAUCAAGCAAUCAAAAUGAAGUUGGUAUGAGCAACCUCCAAGGUGCAGCAUCGAAAUCUCCAUCUUCAUCAUGCAGCCAAAGCUCGAGUUCAAGCCAAUGCUUUUCUAGUCGGAGCCAUCAAAAUCUUCCCCACUGGAACGAAGCCGGAAGUGAAGAUCAAAUGGGUGGAGAGAAUCCUUGUGAUGGAGAGCUAAAGAGAGUCAAAAGUGAAGUAGAGAUACAUGUAUCAAUUAUGGAAGGAUCAAACGUCCCUCGAAGAUCCCAAAGCUGCAAAUCCCUCUGCAAACAUCCAGCCACUGAAUGUCUAAUGUACUUAGCAAAAGAAAGCGAUGGGAUGACCGAAACGGUUGAAGUUCAGAGAGUAAAAGUCGCCUUUGGGGAGGAGAAAAUCCGGUUUCGAGUGCAUAACCGCUGGCGAUUCGAAGAGUUACUGAAUGAAGUUGGAAAACGAUUUAGUAUCAGUGACAUAAGUAAAUUUGAUCUCAAGUAUUUAGAUGACGAAUCUGAAUGGGUGUUAUUAACAAGUGAUACAGAUCUGCAGGAGUGUUUUCAUGUUUACAAAUCAUCUCGAGUCCAAACAAUAAAACUUUCACUUCAGGUGUCUCGUCGCCAUAAGAGAAACUCUCUUGCAAGCAGUGGCUUCUCAUGAGCUUGCAAUGACAGACAUUGCAAGAAGCUAUGGAGGAGCCACAAAGCUUCUGCAUUUCCCAUUCUAAAAGGACUCAAAUUUUACAAAAAAAAAGGGUCUUGGGUUUAGAUCUUCAGAUGGAGAGUGGAAAGCCAUGAGCAUGCAAAUGUGUUUUGUCAAUUUGAAGACAAGAAAGUCCAAUAAACUAUUGAAGGCAUCUUUUUUGCCUCUGUUUAAGAAGCAAGCCAAAGGUUGUGUCCUUUGUGGUUACAUGUUGGCAAUGCCAUGGCAACUACCUCGUAUGUAAAUUAGCUCUUUCUUUAUCUCUUUCUUAGCAAUUGGAAAAAUAGUUUUUUUUUUUUCUUCCUUUUUUCUUUUUGACUUUUGGGGUUUGUAUGUAAAUUUGACUUGUUGAGGGUGACAUAAUUGUGGCUGAGCUGGGAAAGACUUUUUUGAAGAAACAAAUAUUUUAUAUGCUCUGACGUCAACUUCAUUGUUGGCAAUAAAAUUAUCAAUUAUAUAUAUAUUA
Benincasa hispida (wax gourd) is the source of this 4408-nucleotide messenger RNA. The record is from RefSeq and is a predicted model, not a curated record. NCBI's taxonomy places the organism in Eukaryota, Viridiplantae, Streptophyta, Magnoliopsida, Cucurbitales, Cucurbitaceae.